Messenger RNA from Solanum dulcamara, 5591 nucleotides. RefSeq lists its product as uncharacterized. The transcript has 3 exons. Gene Ontology annotation, molecular function: protein dimerization activity. The record is from RefSeq and is a predicted model, not a curated record. The coding region runs from base 139 to 1341 and encodes 400 amino acids. Lineage: Eukaryota; Viridiplantae; Streptophyta; Magnoliopsida; Solanales; Solanaceae.
UUGAGUCUUAAUAUUUAAUGUUCUUUUUUAAUCUUCAUGUUAAUUUUCUUACUUAUUAACUAUUAAAUUUUUUGAAUAGUUUUUGAUAAGGCUGUUAAGAUACAUUCUUAUAUCAGUCAAAGGGUAUUGUUGUUGAAUAUGAUGAGGAGAUACACAAAGCAAAGAAACUUGGUAAAACCUGCUAAGACAAGAUUCGCAACAGUUUUUUUGACAUUGCAUAGUUUUUAUAUGCAAAAGAAAAAUCUGAGAACCUUGUUUAUGUUCACUGAAUGGAAUGAAAGUGUCUAUGCAAAGGAAACUCUUGGGAAAGCAAUUGCGAGACACAUCAUUAGUCCAUAUUUUUGGAAUGACACUGUUCAAGCACUUAGAGUUGGUGGUCCUUUAGUUAAUGUACUUCGUAUGGUGGAUGGGGAGAAAAAACCACCAAUGGGCUACAUUUAUGAAGCUAUGGAUAGGGCAAAAGAAAGUAUUGAAAAGACAUUCAAUUAUGAUGAAAGGAAAUAUAUGAAUGUUUUCAAAAUCAUUGAUGCAAGGUGGACGGAUCAACUUCAUCAACAUUUACAUGCAGCUGGACAUAUUUUGAACCCGGGGCUCUAUUAUAAAAAUAAUGAGAUGAAGACUUUAACUGAAGAAGUGUGGUUAGGAUAUCAUGCAUGUGUUGAGAGGAUGAUCCUAGAUAAAACUUUGCAAGACAAAAUAGGGGAUGAGCUUGGUGUGUACAUGAAAGCUGAUGGGCUACUUGGAAUUGAGUUGGCCAUUAGAGUUAGAACCUUAAGGUCACCAGUUGAAUGGUGGAUGCAAUAUGGUCAUAAUGUCCCAAACUUGCAACAAUUUGCUAUUAGAGUGCAAAGUUUAACUUGUAGCUCAUCCGGUUGCGAGAGAAAUUGGAGCGUGUAUGAACAUAUUCAUACUAAAAAGAGAAACAAGCUUGAGUUAAAACGCCUGAAUGAUCUAGUGUUCAUCAAAUAUAAUAGAAUAUUGGUGCAUCGCUACAAUGCUCGCAAUACCAUUGAUCCAAUUUUGUUGGAUAAUAUUGAUGAUGUAAAUGAAUGGUUAACUGGAGCACCCCAAAAUCAUGAAGAUGAAGAAGUAUAUGAAGGAGAAGGUCUCACUUAUGGUGAUGUUGCUACGACUAGUGGUGUGGAGGAGAAUAUUUAUGGUUUUAGGGGGAGGACUUUAAGGGGCAAGGAAAAAAGAGUAGCUACAGGUUCAAGUUCAUGUUCAAAUAGAAGUAGAACUCUUGUUGAUGAGUCCUCCGAUGAGGAAGAAGAUGAGGACCAAGUAGAAGUAGAACCCUUGUUGAUGGCACUUCAAGAGUUUGAGGAUCUUGUUGAAGAAUAGGAUUUUGCUCUCUUUGUGAUUUGGUUAUGCAUUUGCUUUAUAUGUUGUUACUUAUGAGGAUUAUUGACUAUCUAGUUACUUUUUAAUCUAAGUCUUUUGAGUUCUUGAUUAUUUAUCUAUGCAUAUUUUAUAUUUUAUAUUUUUAUACUAAAUAGCGCUUUUUCUGAAAAAAGCAUGCGCUUCGCUUCACGCUUCUCACUUCUGUGAGCGAGCCCCCGUCGCUUUUUUCGGCUUCUCGCUUCUCAAAACACUGAUUCAUGUUUUGAAUAAUUCAAAAAGUUCAUAUCCUUAGCCAUUUCAUCCUACUUAUUACAAUUCAUUCAUUGAAUUUCUUACCAAGAAGUAUACCAAACUAGUGCUUAAGAUUAAGAAACAAUACCACUGCUUACUGUUUUCUAAUGGUAUCAAACUAGCUUUCUAUCCAACAGAUGCCAUGAUCAUAAUAACAUAUUUCCUCUCAGUGUUCAGGAAAGCGGACACUUCAUCACUUAAAGCGAUGAAGCGAAGUGAUGCGAGCCAGUCAUGCUUCGCAGACUAGAAGCGAUGGAGGUGAAGAGAAACGGUCACUUCGAAGGCUGAAGUGCUAAAGCGUGACGAUGCGCGAAGCAAAGGAAGCAAUGCUUAACUUUUUUAAGUCUUAAAAGUACGAUCAAACGGGAAAAAAAGAGUCGCGGCCUUUUAUUUCAAGAGACCUAGUUUAGCUUGACUAUUGAUCUGCUUCUUCUCUAGGAUUUUCACACAUCUAGAGUUUUUAAUUUGAAUUUUGCUUAUAUAUAUUGUCUUUAUUUAUUUUUGUCCUUUUCCUUUUAACUUAUGCUUCACUUCAAUGAAGCGAGCGCUUCGCUUCAUGCAUGAAUCGGGGCCUUAUUACUUUUUUCUGCUUCAUGCUUCCCUGAACACUGUUUCCUCUAUCUCUUUAACCCUUAUUUUUCUUAACUUACAAUCCCAAUUCUAUAAUCAUAGAAUCUACGAAUUUAAAUCUUUAAACUAAGUUUAGAAAAUUUAAAUCAUUAAGGACGAGCAUGAAAAAGUAUUGGUAGAGAAGUCCCUCAUUAAACAGAGAUGGCAGUUGUACUUCCAAAAUUCUUGAAUGAAGAAGGGGAUAGAGAGAUUGUGUUGGGAGAUUUGGAAUAUACAAGGAGGCUUCACGAUGUUGGGUGUUGCAGGAGUAUUACGGUCGAAGAGGUUAAGGGUGUUGUGCGUAGGAUGCGCGGUGGGAGAGCGACCGGACGAGAUUCCUAGAGAAUUUUGGAAGAGUGUGAGCUCGUUAGGUUUGGAGUGACUGACUAGGUUAUUUAAUGUCAUCUUUAAGAUGGCAACGAUGCCCGAAGAAUGGAGGUCGAGCGUAAUGAUCCCGCUAUACCAAAACAAGGGGGAUAUCCAGAGCUGCAAUAACUAUAGAGGUAUCAAGCUUCUAAGCCAUACUAUGAAAGUGUGGGAAAGAGUGGUGGAGAUGAGGGUUAGGAGAGACGUGUCUAUUUCAGAGAACCAGUUCGGAUUUAUGCUGGGAUGCUCAACUACAGAAGCCAUCCAUCUUAUGAAGAGAUUGGUGGAGUAAUAUAGGGAGAGAAAGAGGGACUUGCAUAUAGUAUUCAUCGAUCUAGAAAAGGCUUACGAUAAAGUUCCACGAGAGAUACUAUGGAGAUAUUUGGAGGCUAAAGAUAUACCUGUGACGUACAUUAGGGUGAUCAAGGACAUGUAUGAGGGUGCCAAAACCAGGGUAAGGACAGUAAGAGGAGACUCAGAGUACUUCCCAAUUGCGAUGGGGUUGCAUCAAGGAUCAGCCCUUAGUCCGUUUUUAUUUGCCUUGGUGAUGGAUGUAUUGAUGCGACAAAUUCAAGGUGAGGUGCCAUGGUGUGUGCUUUUCGCGGACGACAUAGUCCUGAUCGAUGAGACUCGUAGUGGAGUUAACGCUAAGCUGGAGGAUUGGCGACAUACCUUGGAGACUAGAGGGCUUAAGCUGAGUAGGACCAAGACAGAGUACUUAGAGUGCAAGUUCAGUGAGACACCUCAGGAGGUUGGCGCGGAAGUUAGGCUUGGUGACCAGGUCAUCCAAAAGAAAAGUAGUUUCAAGUACCUUGGGUCUAUCAUGCAAAGCAGCGGGAAAAUUGACGAGGAUGUCACACAUCGUAUUGGGGCAGAAUGGAUGAAAUGGAGGCUCACUUCCGGUGUGCUAUGUGACAAGAAGGUGCCACCACAACUUAAGGGCAAGUUUUACAAAGUGGUGGUUAGACUAGCUAUGUUAUAUGAGGCAGAUUGUUGGUCAGUUAAGGUCUCUCACGUUCAAAAGAUGAAAGUAACCAAGAUGAGGAUGUUGAGAUGGAUGUGUGGGCAUACCAAGAGUUACAAGAUUAGAAAUUAGGCUAUUCAGGACAAGAUAGGAGUGGCCUUGGUGGAAGACAAAAUGCGGGAAAUGCGACUGAGAUGGUUUGGGCAUGUGAAGAGGAGAGACAUAGAUGCCCCAGUGCGGAGGUGUGAAAGGUUGGCCAUGGAUGGUUUUAGAAGAGGUAGGGGUAGGUCGAAGAAAUAUUGGGGAGAGGUGAUUAGACAGGACAUGACGCAGUUACAGAUUAACGAGGACAUGACCUUAGAUAGGAGGGUGUGGAGGACCCAUAUCAGGGUAGAAAGCUAGUACAUAGUCUCGUUAUUGUUCCGUAUUAGUAGGCGCAUUAGUGCACUAUAAUUUUUUGUGCUCUGACUUCUGUUAUUAUCUCUCUUUACUUUCUGUACUUUUGAUUACUCUAUUCUACUUUACUCUACCCGACUUUAUCUGUGUCGUUUUCGUUAUUUGCGUUAUUCGUUAUUUACUUUCCCAUAUCGCUUUGAACUUCUUAGCCUGAUCUGACCUCUUUUUAUGCUACUUUUGAGCUGAGGGUCUCUCGAAAACAGCCGUCCUACCUUGGUAGGAGUAAGGUCUGCGUACACUUUACCCUCCCUAGACCCCACGCUGUGGGAUUGCACUGGGUUGUUGUUGUUGUAAGUUCAGAAAAUUUACCUUCCUCUUCUACUUUUCCUCUUAAAAUAUUUGGCAAAGCUUUGAUUGUUUUUUCCUUCGCUGCUUCACUGGAAAAUGAGGCAGAGCUUCACGUUACUUCUUCUUCUUUAUUUUUUUCAAUUACUGAAACAUAGGCCUGUAACCCCAAAUGCCUUCUUACUCUUUUCUUUUCUUGUUGCAAGUUGCAGCCCUUUGCUGCUUUGGGCUUUUAGCCCAAUCUUUUUUUCUCUCUCAAAUGCAUAUUGGUUUGAAAAAAUGACUUGCCUCUUCUUUUUUUUUUAAAGAAAAAAGUCUAAUGACUUAUUGUCAUUUAGUAUAGGGUAUUACACUUUAUUAGACAAUUCAAUUUAAAGUACGCUGUGAUAGCAUUUGAUGAAAUAACUGUAUACACUAAUUCACAUUUUCUGUACCAAUAUCAAUUUAGCAUACAUGUUAUAGUGAAUUGUUAACCUCCAUGACAUACACAAUUUUUCUAAGUCAUGCAUAAGGAGCAUAUUGCACAGCCAGUCAUUAGGGGUAAUCAUUUUGAGCCUUAGACAUAUUGGUGUUAUUCAAGGUAAUAUUAAGAAACUCAUCUGAAAUGAUGGUUUUAGAGGAAGAAAAGGAGAUUUGUUAUUUGAUCAGUAUCCUUUAAAAUGAGCUUAUUUUAAAUGUAUUCAAAAUUUUCAAUAGCAGGUCUUUUCCCAUAUAUGCAAGGUAAGGCUGCGUACAAUAGACCCUUGUGGUCGGGCCCUUCCCCAGACCUUGCGCAUAGCGGGAGAUUUAGUGCACCGGGUUGCCCUUUCUAUGAGGCAAUCUGUAUUCAAUAUGCCAUUACAGUGUCGGUCUGAGUAUGAUAUUUUGUGACUGAAUGCAUAAUCAUGGCCAAAAAAGCAGAUUUAAUUGCUCCAUAAUCUUUCCCCUGCCUCGAGGUUAUGGCAUUUCAUCUUAGCUGAACAAUAUUCCAUAAUUCAUAUGAUUUUUUGCCUCCUCUAUUGGCUGCAUCAGUUCGGUACUUUGGGUUAAGAAUGUCAUCAGCUGACAGUUUAAAAACCUAAAAAACACUUCUCAGCUUGGAUUUUGUAGAGAUCAACUAUUCAAAUAUUUUGCUUUUGAUAAUCAUGGUCAAUUGUCAGAGGUCUGAUCAGUUCAGGCUCUAACUCUAAAAUUAUGCAGUAUAACCUCUUGCUCACGUAUUCUUGGAAAGAAAAAAGCUAGAUCUGUUGAUUAUCGAUGUUAAGAUAACCUGCCUAAUUUCCAUGGAUUGUUCAUUUUG